Messenger RNA from Durio zibethinus, 922 nucleotides. Lineage: Eukaryota; Viridiplantae; Streptophyta; Magnoliopsida; Malvales; Malvaceae. The record is from RefSeq and is a predicted model, not a curated record.
CCUAGCGCUUUUCCUUUUGCUUUCCCUUUCCCCCACUCUCCUCCCCAUAUAUAUAUGCGCUCUCAAACACCUUUCGCCCUUAAACCAAAGAAACUCUUAUCUCUUUAGUCGUCCCCUGUCUCUGUCUUUGUCUUUCUCUUAAUGGUCAUGGCUAGCCAAGAAGCAGGACAAGGGAUCAAGCUAUUUGGGACAACGAUUACGUUUCAUGGAAGACAAGUAAAAGAAGAACACAACAAAGCUGAUCAUCCAACUGUGGAUAAGAGGCCAGACAAGAUCAUACCAUGCCCUAGAUGCAAGAGCGUGGAGACCAAAUUCUGUUACUUCAAUAACUACAACGUCAACCAGCCUAGACAUUUCUGUAAAGGUUGCCAGAGGUACUGGACGGCAGGUGGGGCCCUUCGAAAUGUUCCUGUUGGGGCUGGUCGCCGGAAAGCCAAGCCACCGGAUCGUGGUCUCGGUGGGUUCCCGGAAGGGUGCUUGUAUGAUGGGUCUAGUGGGUUGCACCAGUUUGAGUUGGAGGAAAUGGUUCUGGAUGAGUGGCACGUGGCGGCAGCGAAUGGUGGUUUCCGGCAAGUUUUCCCGAUGAAGCGGAGGCGGAUAAGCUGCUCAGAAGAAAUGGAGAAUCAAUGAUUAAUCAAAUGAUCGUGCUUUGAAAUUUAAUUAUGAGAAAUGUGCUAUUCGCUUGAUUAUUGGGGUUCAUGUGGUGUGUCAGUAGGCCAAAGUCAACAUACCGAUCGAUAAGGAGCCCAUGAUCCAGUUUAAUUAAUCAAAAUUCAAGAUCACCGGUGAGUUGAUCAAGGGAUAUGGAUGCAGAAUCAUUAUCUUUGAUUAUAUAUGUGCUAUAUUGGACGGAUAAGAUAGGGCAGAGAAUAGCAAAUAUUCUUCGGACAAAGGGUUCACGUAAGCUAACGUAAAUGGAACG